AUGACUGAAAAUAGUAAUAGAGCAGAAAAUGAUGAAAAGUCGUGUUCUGUGCACCACGAACGUUCUUCUCCCCACUCCAAAAGUUUUCGACACCUAGAAAAUAUAAAGCAAGGACUGAUAGCAACUGGCAUCACGUUGAGGCCAGUCUCAUUUGGGAAAAACACCAAACAGCCGCUUGUCUCCUGUAAGAACCCUGAAGUUAGUCCUGAUGUCUUCCUUCUGGACUCUGGCUCUGAUCUUAACUCCUCAGGGAAGUCAGGCUCCUGCACCAUGUCUCCUUCUGGGUUCUGGCCCAGAGAAGUUCUUGGCACAGGUGUAGCACCCACUCACGGGCUUGCUGGAUCCCAGCUGAGCAGUGACAUCACAGGAAAAACCACCAACCAAGGCCAAGGAGACCAGAGCCCAGCACCUCACCCAGAGGACCCCAGUCAGAGGCCCCAUCUCAGACCUGAGGCUAGCAUGCACUGCAGGCUGCUCUGCUGUGCGGUUCUCUGUCUCCUGGGAGCGGUCCCCAUGGAAAUGGGAGUUACGCAGACACCAAGACACCUGGUCAUGGGAAUGACAAAUAAGAAGUCUUUGAAAUGUGAACAACAUCUGGGGCAUAACGCUAUGUAUUGGUACAAGCAAAGUGCUAAGAAGCCACUGGAGCUCAUGUUUGUCUACAGUCUUGAAGAACGGGUUGAAAACAACAGUGUGCCAAGUCGCUUUUCACCUGAAUGCCCCAACAGCUCUCACUUAUUCCUUCACCUACACGCCCUGCAGCCAGAAGACUCGGCCCUGUAUCUCUGUGCCAGCAGCCAAGACACAGCCUUGCAGAGUCACCGCUUUCCUGUGCAGAAACCUUAG
Molecule: messenger RNA, 846 nt
Organism: Gorilla gorilla gorilla (western lowland gorilla)
Lineage: Eukaryota; Metazoa; Chordata; Mammalia; Primates; Hominidae
Exons: 4
Coding region: 1-846 (281 amino acids)
Biological process (GO): cell surface receptor signaling pathway
Cellular component (GO): plasma membrane
Source: RefSeq, a predicted model, not a curated record